This is a messenger RNA of Coccinella septempunctata (seven-spotted ladybird), 5242 nucleotides long. Its product is annotated as rho guanine nucleotide exchange factor 10. Gene Ontology annotation, molecular function: guanyl-nucleotide exchange factor activity; protein binding. The transcript is spliced from 10 exons. The coding region runs from base 278 to 5017 and encodes 1579 amino acids. The record is from RefSeq and is a predicted model, not a curated record. Gene Ontology annotation, biological process: positive regulation of stress fiber assembly; actin cytoskeleton organization. NCBI's taxonomy places the organism in Eukaryota, Metazoa, Arthropoda, Insecta, Coleoptera, Coccinellidae.
UCUUGGUGCAUGCGAGAGUUCCGCGUAACAGUUCUCCGGCGCUGUGAAGUCCUAUUCUCUUUGUGUACAUUUGAAAACUUGAAAUAAACAGUUUGCGCUUUGAUUUCCGUGUGUUUGUGGAUUUGUUUGUUUGUUCUGUGGGUCGGCUCGAGUUAACCACCGAUUCUAGUGACACUGUCGAAUUCUAUGCUCAGUUUUAAGUAACUUUUAACCAGUUCUGAUUUUGAUUGUCGAAUUUGAGGAUUAUUUAUCCGGAUAAUAUUAUGCUAAGUGAUAAAUGUGGCAAAAGAAACAUCUCAAGGGACAACCAUGCCAUGUGGAACGCCCCCAAAACUCCCCCCAGCCUCACCUGAUCCAGCACCACCUUCAGCCCAAGAAAUCGAACCUUGCGACCCAUCGAUGUUCAUCCCAGACGCUCCAACAUCGAAACCCGUAUCUGAAAUUUCCUCCCCCACCUAAUUAUCCACCCCCGGAGCCCUCCCUACAACCCCUGGCCAUGAUGGAGGAACAAGUGCAGGCGGUGGCCGGACAUUCCGCGAGACGCACCCCCCAGGAGCACCCCUGGGACCUGCCAAACGACUAUUCCUACGCGUACUACGAGCCAGGUCCCCCAACCAGGCACACCAACGUGCCCCCCAAGGGGAUGUACAAGGAGGGGUCGUACACCACGCACCACACCUACGUCACCAGGUACGGGACCGAGGAGAACAUCUACGAGGAGAUCAGCGACAUGGCCAAGGCCAGGCUGCUGGCCCCCAUCCACCAGCGUCAGGAGUCCAUGGCGUCCAUCAACCAGAGCCUGGUGGAGGAAGAGGUGAGGAGGGUGCAGAGCGGACAUAGGAGGGUCUUGGGCGAGCUGAACCUAGCCGUGGAGGCCAUGCUGAUGCCCUCCAACUCCAGGGAGGGUAGCGACGAUACCGACCGCGAGAAUGACGAUCAACUCGCCGAUCUACUGACUGUGGGACCUACGGAUGACCUUCUAUCCCCCCACGUGCCCAUGAUGGACUUGGACAGUGGUUUUAGUGGUAGUUCUAGUGGUGCUAGUUAUAGGAGCGCUGGUGGGAGUUUGAGGAGGGGAUUCAACAGGUCCAAGUCGUCGAACACUUGCGUGGCGCGGUCCUCGACGCCUGUCGAUACCGGUAGUGGAGGGGGUAACAAGGGAUUUUGGGGGAAGAAGGCUUGGAAGAAGAUCACGUCCUUCCCUUCGAAUAUCAGCCUGAACAAGCAGAAAGAUGAACCUCGUAUGCAGUCUGGCCUAUGGGAAGAUACAUCAUGUGAUAAAAGGAUACCUCUGACCCAUACGGGUCACGGACACAAUUUUCAACGAAACCUCUCACACAGAAGCUCAGAAGAGAGCUGGUGCUCUGGAUCUGACCACGAGAUCUCCUCCGACGAAGAAAGUGAUAGAAAUAGGACCAAUGGACAAUUGAGGAAUACCUUCAACAAAGCCCUCACCCUCUGUGAUAAAUUAAGGGGUGGAUCAUCGAAUGGACACCGGCUUUCACUCGACGCCACACUGCCAGUGGACCCUAACAAUCAAGGUCGCCUAUCGAGGUGGUUUUCGAUCAGAAGAGGCAGCUGUCAUCAGUACGACAUCGAAAAUGUCGAUUCCCCACACGUACCAAAAUCGCCUCAGGCUAGGCACAAGAUGCCUCUUCUACCCGAGGUUGAAGAGGAAACUUGUUUCCCUAACUGUACCACACAACAAAGAAGGCAGCAACCACCUAGUCUGCCUUCACCUCCCCCACAUCUAUCCCCGCAACAAAUAAAGAGGAGGAUGAUAGUGGCAGCAAUUGUACAUAGUGAAAAUUCGUAUGUUGCCACCCUUCAAAGGCUUGUGAAUGACUACAAGAGGCCACUUGAGGAAAGCAACCCCCCAAUCCUCAGUAACUCCAAAAUAUCCACCCUCUUCUACCGACUUCCGGAGAUACUCCAGUGCCAUACCCUGUUUAGAAUAGCCCUAGCGGAAUGUAUAAAAAAUUGGGAUACUGAGGAGAAAAUAGGAGAUGUGUUCAUAGCGUCAUUCUCUAAGGCUAUAGUCUUGGAUAUCUACAGCGGUUUCAUCAAUAACUUCUCCAUAGCCAUGGAUCUAGCCAAGAUGGAGGCCAAAAGGAAAUCGGCUUUAGCGGAUUUUCUCAAAGUCAAACAAAUCAGCUCUCAAGAUCGCCUGUCGUUUUUUGGGUUGAUGGUGAAACCUGUGCAGAGGUUCCCACAGUUCAUACUAUUUUUACAGGAUCUUCUGAAACACACACCAAAAGGCCACCAUGAUCGUAUGUCCCUUCAACUAGCCCUCACACAGUUAGAAUCCUUGGCAGAAAUGCUGAACGAAAGAAAGAGGGAAUCGGAACAAUACCAAGCCUUCAAGGAGAUGCUCAGAAACAUCAGCGGUAAAUUCUCUGCAAGGCCUCUGUCUGACGGCAACCGGUAUCUGUUGCGAGAGGACAACGUCACUCAAAUUGAGUACAACCAAAACGGACACAUCGUGAAGGCCAAGAGUAGAAGACUCCUGCUCCUCAACGACCUGGUGGUGUGCGUAUCUGUGUCGCCCAAAGUUUCCGACGAUUUUGGAUCGAGCGAAAGACUGAGCUUGAAGUGGACCUGUCCCGUGUCCGACAUCGAGGUCAUAGAUUCCACCACUUCGCCGACCCUGAGCAGGGUCUUAGCCGGAGGUUUGAACAAAGGGGGCAGUUUGAAAUCCAACAAUUCCUACGACGGAUCCCAGCCGCAAGACGUGACCAGUUUAUGCGCGGAAAUGAGCAACCUGAUGCACGAUUACGAGAUCAUGAGGAGGGUGGCAGAUCUCGUUGGCACCCUCAAAGGUUCCUACCCCAACAUGACGGCGGAUAAUGUCAGGAGGAUCUUGCAUAACAUACAGAAUUCCAUACAGGAGAAAGACGAGGAGAUCGCUUGGAUGGACUCGUGUUGUCUGCAACUGGUCGUUAGGACCAAGGGAAAGGAGGAGAAAUUAACUUUCCAAACUGACAAUUCGUCGAUCAAGAGCGACUGGAUCACCGAGCUUCGAUUGGCGCAGUUGGCCAUGGAUGCUAACAAUUCGCCUGCGUGGGAGAUACCGGAACAGGAGCAUAGGCCUUCGACGAAGAUGCCGUUAUUUGUGAGGUCUCAUUGUAUAUACAGGUCACAGCAUCAAACAGAGGUUCGUUGUGGAUGCUACUUCACUAUAAAUUUACCAAAGACUACCAAGAGGAGGCAUUACCAAAGUUACUUGUGGACGAGCACGUGGAACGGCGCGUCUAGCCACAUCACAAUCAUGGCGCAACACCAACAGCAAACGGGCACCUUCAAAGAGAUCGCCUCUUUUCCUCUGACGGAAACGGAGGUGGUUUCGAUGGAGUUCGUCAAGGGUCACAACGGUCAACAGUGCGAUACCGUUUGGGUGGGUACAAAGAGCAGAAGGAUCAUCCUUUAUUCAGCCGAUGACGCCGAGAGACUGGAGGAGAUAGGUAGUACGACCGUCUUGGACAGCGUGAACGAGAUAAAAUACCACUACGAAAACGUUUUCGUGGCUCUGAACAACGGAACGUUGCUGAUUUUCGGACGCGACCCCGUCAAUCAGAUUUGGCAGCUCCAGAAUCCCCAAAACUUGACCUUAGGCGCGGAAUCGAUAAGCAGUCUACUACCCAUCAAUUCUAACAUUUACGCCUCCUGUGGAAACAAAGUUUUCGUGUUAAACGCGGCGUCCGGCGAAGUUCAGAAGAAUUUCCACGUUCACGAGCAUUCGGGACCAAUAAAUCUGAUGGCGCAUAGUGGAAUAGGCCUUUGGAUCUCGCUGAAACAAUCUAGCACCGUUUGUUUGUACCACACGGAGACUUUCAAACAUUUACAAGACAUAAACAUAGCUUCGAACGUUACAAGAGUUUCGAACUUGAAUGGGAGAUCUCAAGUGUACGUCACUGCCUUAUUAGCUUGUAAAGGUCUACUCUGGGUCGGUACCAACGUAGGGAUCAUCUUAACAAUACCCUUACCUCGACUGGAAGGCGUUCCAAUCAUAAGCGGCCGAGUCAACAUCUCCUACCACGCACAUUUCGGACCAAUAUCAUUUUUGUUAUCGCUACAACCAAAGAACUACAGCAGCCAAAUCAAAACGCUGAAAGAAACGAAGAAGGAGGAACCGCAAAACGAAGAACAACCGUCGGAAGACAACCAGAGGGAGAAAACUCCCGAUAGACCAAAAAUAGAGAAACAACUCUCCGAUACAUCGGACACUAGCUCGAAAUUAAAAUACAACAACACGUCCACAAGUCCAGUGGUCUUGCGCAGACGGAGAUCGAAAGAAAGCGAUGUUUCCAGGCUUUCCAAAACGUUACCAAGGAGUUUUGGAAACGUUGGGUCAAUAUUUUCAACGAGCAGUACAUCGUCUCAAAGUUCAGGUGAUACCUGCGAUGUUUAUGGCUUAUAUGGGGAAUUGAUGUAUAUUAAAGGCUACGAAGAGGAGGAAAAUAUGUUGACGGAUGCAAUAUAUGAAUCAGCUAGAAGGAGUGAUCCCGAAUUGGCAGCUAUACCUAGCAAAGUUAGCACGUUGGACCGUAGACUCAAGAUGAAAGUCAGCAGGCCGAGGUCUUUAGAUUUAUCGAAUUGGUCUGUGGAUUCGAAAUCUUCCAGCAUAUUCACUUCUUCGGGUAGCGAAGAAAGCAUGGCGAUCAAACACGGACAAAGUGUAUCACGAAACAAUUCCAAUGCUAGUAGACAAUUAGAUGAUGUUUGUGAACACAAUAGCGUAAACGAAGUUAGAGAAAUUGAAAAUGCAGAAAACGUUUCUGUGGUUAAUCAAAAUCCUAGUUUUAAGAUUUGCAAUAAUAAAGGAGCCAGUUUGAAAACUUCGACUAAGAAUGUUAUAGAUAGCAAUACUCGUAAAACUGUUAUCACCAUAAUGGGAGGUAGAGGUUAUGUGAACUGGAGACAACCAUGCUGUUCUAUCGAUAAGUCUAAAAAUGCAUCUAUAUUUAGGGAUACUAAUAGUACCGAUGCUCAUCUUGUGAUAUGGGAGUUGAAAUUGUGAUCUAAAAUAAUCAAAAUUUUUGAUAAUGUUCAUUUCAAAUGUCCACAAUUUCUUUAAGGAUUCACAUACCCUAUUUUUAGAGAUUUUUAGAUAUAUAUUUUAACUUAUUUGUUACAAGUCUAUAUUUAUUUAUUUCCAGCAUUUCGAAAUUUCAAUUCAGAUAUUUGUAAGAAAAUAUUGUAUAUUUUAUAAUAAAUAUCAUGUUGAAUACUUCAUUUUUCGUUA